This is a messenger RNA of Solanum dulcamara, 582 nucleotides long. RefSeq lists its product as uncharacterized. Bases 1 to 582 code for a protein of 193 amino acids. The transcript has 2 exons. The record is from RefSeq and is a predicted model, not a curated record. NCBI's taxonomy places the organism in Eukaryota, Viridiplantae, Streptophyta, Magnoliopsida, Solanales, Solanaceae.
AUGGAGCUAGGAUUAUUAGGAAAGAACAAGCUAGAAUUUGUUGAUGGUAGACAUACUAAGGAUAAGUUUAAUGUAUCAUUACAUGAUCAGUGGGAGAGGAUGAAUGCUAUGGUGUUAUCAUGGAUUGUGAAUGCUGUUAGAAAGAAAUUGUUAAGCAGCAUAAUCUAUGCUUCGAAUGCUCACAAAGUGUGGUUUGAUCUAAAGGAGAGAUUUGAUACUGUGAAUGGAUCAAAAGUGUUCUAUCUGCAUAGAGAAAUUGUUACACUGUCUCAAAGAACUAUGCUUCUGCAGUUUUUGAUGGGCCUCAAUGAAACAUAUGCUCAGUGUAGAAGCCAAAUUCUUAUGAUGUCUCCUAUUCCUACACUUAGCAAAGCUUAUUCUAUGGUUAUAAACCAUGAAAGUCAGAGGUCAUUGGCUAGUUCAUCACAAGUUGCUGAAGCCUUAGAAGGAGCAACCUUCUUCAGUCAUAAAAGAGGUCCCAACUCCAGCUUCAGAGGAAACAAUGGAAAAGGAGCUUCCAUAAUAUCUCUCAAUGGUAGUAACUUCUCAAGUGCAAGCUUGGGGUGGGGGGAACUUCUCUAG